AGUCGCGACAUCUUAAAAUAGUUAGGCGAGGAACGAGAUCUUCAGAUUGCCUCUCACUGGCAAUCGAUCAUAAAUCAUAUUUUGCCGACACAUUUCCCCGUCCAGUCGGCGCCCGUGUUAAAAGCUAUAUGCCUGCUUCCUGUCAGGGCUUGAUUGCGUUCGUGAUACAGCAUUACCUCACGACUCCUCUAUGUCCCACAAUGCACCGCGAGCAAGCGAUCCCGCUGUCUGUGGUGCUGAAGCUGCGCGUGCCUGGAGCUGGUGAACCACACAGUCGGAACAUCCUUGCGCGCAAAGGUCUGAGCGACGAAAUAGUCUUCUAAAUAGGAAUCAAAGCCAAGUGUUUAUUAGCCAAUUAUUGGUUUUACAUAGUGUAAAGUUUUUCUAGAGACAAACAUUAAUCACACAUGUUGCUGUUUUCUUUUUAAUCGAAUAAGCUCCUGCUAGAUUUAUUUUUAGAUAACCAUCGCCUUGUUCUUUAUUGUCGCUGCCUGAUUGCCGUCUCCGCGCUUUCCUCUUCCGCCUCGCAUACUUUAUGCACAGCACGCUACUCGUGACUUCCCCGAGAAAACAGACCUUCGCGUCGGAACAGCAUGGCUCUCUCCAUCCGCGCCAACUGAGAGAGAUGGAAGCCAAGCAACACUCAAUAAAGAGCCUUAAGAGCUAUCCUGAGGCCGGGGGCCGGAGCCUGGCUGCGGCUGCGGGGGGAGACGUUGGCGGCGGAGGAGGCAGUGGUAGUGGAGGUUACCGUACCGGCUCGGCCGAGAUGGAGAUGGAGACGAAGAUCCAAAAAGCUAUCGAAUUCAAGGUUGAGGGUCAUAGAUGCUACAAAGAAAAGAAAUUUCGCGAAGCUAUCGGGAAAUACCACCGGGCUUUGCUUCACUUAAAGGGGGUGCAUGUCAUCGACGGAACCACGGGCUCCGAAGUCAACCUGCUGAACCAAGCCACCGCCAAGUUGACUGAGGAGCAGCGGAGAGCCGUGGAGAUAACCGAGAUUGAGUGUUACGACAGCUUGACAGCCUGCUUGCUGCAGUCGGAGCUGGUGAACUACGAGCGUGUGAAGGAGUACUGUCUGAAGGUGCUGGGUCACCAGAGGGAUCACUUCAAGGCCAUGUACCGUGCUGGCAUCGCCUUCUACCACCUGGGAGACUACGAAUGUGCCCUGCGCUACCUACGUGACGCCAAGAACCGAGAACCCACAGACACCAACGUGUUGAGGUACAUCCAGCUGACGGAGAUGAAGAUGAUCAAGAGCAGCCAGCGGGACAGAGAGAGAGAGGAGGCUCUGGGUUAACCUCUGACCUCGACACCUGCUCGUCUCCAUUCCUGUGACCUGCGAUUCUACACCCUCCAUUCUACUUUUCCUCCUUCUCCUUUUCUCUGACAGAUCGCUAGAUGAGGAAGGCUCAAACUCUACAGGCCAACCAGGAUGAAAACGGAGCAUUUUGCGCUCAAUAACUUCCUUCCCUCCUUCCCUUUCCUGGGUUCCUCCUCUCUUCCCCUUCGUUUCUCCCCCUUCCCCCUGGACAUGGGGCUUCCCUCCCCAAACUGUCAACAAAACAACAACAAGCAGCGUGAAACGUUGAACGGAAAAGGAGUUUCAGAAAGAUAAACAACAUAUUAAACUGAGGAGACAUUAGGCUUGAUUUAGUAAACGUCUGAAAAAAUGUCAAAAACAUGUUCAGUUUUUAUUCUCUUUGUUUCAUGAUUUGAGGACCAAAGGAAGGUUGUGGGAGGGUGGAGGGCUAGGGUGGGGGUAGUGGGCUAGGGAGCAGGUGGAAGUGUGUGGGAUGGUGGUGGUUAGGUUCUGGGUGGAGGAGGAGGGGAGUUGUGUGAGGUUGUGUACUACAUAUCAGAUGCCCAGAUGGAUGGUGGCCCGUGAGGCCAAACCUGUCCCCCUACAGUGUCCUCAGAACCCAGCGACCCUGAGGAGACCUGCUCUCAUCACCGCGCUACAAGCUAGCAUGCUAUAAAAAGGCCAGCUACAAUGCUAGCCACGGGAUAGAUAGAGACUAGGUUAGACAUAGACUCACUAAGAGCUAGGUACAUGUGUAGCUGAGCUAACACGCAAUCGCUACAUCUUUUGGCUGUUUACUGAAGGAUAUAGUUUGAGGGAGCUUGCCUCUCUCUCCAUGUUCCUGCCCUCUUCCUUUCUUCUGAACUACCUGGUCUCAGUUUAUGGACUGUUUUUCAAUUCAAGGGCUAAUUCAAGUGUUUGUGAUCCUUCCUUUAUAUUUGACCAGGAUUUUUGAUUUUGCUGUUGAUAUUCAUUGUACUUACUUACAUGUUGGUUGUUUAAAAAGCAGAGAGCAUAACCUCUGUCUUUUGUGAGGGGCAAAUGAACUAGCAGACUGUCCAGCUGUGUAACAGGUAUGUGUUGUUGUAAAUCUGUGUGUUGAAGUUGUCGUCCAACCCCCCCACUGGAGAGUGCUGCGUUACUAACUGUUUACCCCCCCCCCCCCCUCCUCCGCCCCAACAGCACUAAAGCUAAUGAUGUCACAAUGGAGAAUAAUAGUCAGUAGCAAGUUCCAUCAAGCACAGCUGGCUGCAGGUCUACUGGACUGUUCUAGAAUUCUCCUUAGAUAGGGAGUUCUUCAGAGCUCUGCAUCAAAGAUCUCUGUCUGGGAAGCCCUUUAAUGCUGACGCUGACAGACUCGGAGCAGAAGACAGAUCACACACACCUGUCCUGCCUUUCUGCCAUCCCAGCCCUGUCAGUGCACUUAUACAUAUUCCAACACAUUUGAUAUAAAUAGGUGUCAGUGUAAUCUUUAUUCAUUUGACAAAUUAUCCCAAAAACCGAGUUCCCAUCGCUUGGAGUACCUAAACAGCGAUUGAUGACCUGAUGGCUGAAUUACAGCUUGGUCUGACAGUUGUUUAUUAACAGUUUAUCAGUACAGUUUGUUAAAAACCAACUCCAGAAAUGCUGACAGGAAGUUGGCCUCCCAGUCCUUUGCUAAGGAGGUGUGACAGACAUGUAAUAGCAUUACCUUAAUCUCCUACUCCAGAACCAUGGGGCCCAAUCCCCCCCUCCCCCCAACUCCCACCCCUGUGUGCAAGACAAGCCCCUGCAUGGCAACCUGCAGCUCCACAGGAAGCCAUCUUGGAUCCAGAUUGGGAACGGAUGGUGUGUGUGUCUGGUUUGUUGCUGCUUCCUAUCAUGGCAUGCUAGCCCCCUUAGCCAUUUACCCCAGUUAAACACUCUGCUAGCAGACUCCUACAAACACAGGAGGGACCCCCAGGAGAGUCACAGCAGCACAGUGGCCUAGAUUAAACCCUCGAUCUGGAGGGUGGAUAACUCGCUUGCACUGGACCCUGAGAGGAGGAGGAAUUAGGGUCAGCGUGCAGCAGUUUUCGGUCUCAGCAGAGUCAGGCUGAGAUAGGAGAGAGGGGAUUGGGACCCAGGAUUGGGGACUGGGCUGGCCUGCUCUGGGGCUCUCUAAUAACAAGAUCUGAAGCUGUGGAUGAGCAGUCAAGAUCAAAGAGAGGCCUUGGACAUUCAGAACUCUUUCUGGUCUCUCAGUGAAGAGAGAGACUGGCCUGAAUAUCUAACAGCCUGGGGAGAGAGAUAAACCUGAAUUUCUUUCAGACUGAGGAGAGAGAUAAACUUGGAUUUCUUUCAGACUGAGGAGAGAGAUUGACCAAGAGCAACAACAGUGAACAGGUUAAACCAACAACAGGGAGAGACAGACGCAGAGAGAAAGACAGGGAUAAAUAGAUGAACAGAACUGUGAUGGAGAGCAGAGCAAAGCACCUGUAGGGACCUGUUAUGUGGUCUCCAUGGUUACCUGGUCUCAGUCCCCUCCCCCAGGCUCCCCUCCUGGUAAAGGUCGGGUGCCAUGAUCAUCCUCUACAUGGCACCAGGCGGCCAUCUUGUUCCUGUCCGAUCAUGCUGACUCAUUCCUGCCCCGUGUGUAUGGCUGUCUAGAAUUGCUUCCUGCUCAUUAACUACAGGUCUGGGUUCAGUUCAUCCAGACCUCAGCCCAUAGACAAUCAGCUGUCAGAUCGACUGUGACUGACCCAGGACCAGUUGUUAUGGGAACAUAAUGUAACACCAUGCUGUCUGUUCUUUGCUAAUAGAGGUAGAGACAACAGGCCUUCUGUGUCACAUGCUCAGCGAACAACAAAACAACAAAAGCACAAAAAAAGGUGAUUGGAAAGUAAAUGGCUAUGUGCUUGUUGCUUAAUUUUCUUCUUUCCUUUGACGUCUUUUAAGGUUACAUGUUUGUCAAAACAUAGUUCUGUGGUUAUGAGACAAUUGUAAAAAAGUUAAAAACAAACAACAAAAAACAGCAACAAAGUGGAAAAGUACUGGUUGUGAACAGCUUUACUUUAUUGAGUUAUUUUAUGUAUGAUGAGUACCAGAGAGAGAAGGAGUCAUGUGAUAUUGUCUCCACAGCGACUGGUUGUGUCCUUGUGUCUGUGUCUGUCUGUGUGGGAGGUCCAGCCCCCCCCUCUCCCCCCUCUCCAAGACUAAGUCUGUAGUCUGAAUCAACCUUUGACCUGUCCUUUAUAAAAAGACAGUUUACUUCCUGUUGCUGUUGUUGAGAAAAGUGAGCGGGGAUCAUGUACCAGGAGAACCACAGGACCCAAAGGAACUACAAGAACAGGAACUGCAGUCCAUGCUUCUUUUCAUUGGUCUCUCACUCCUACCAUAGAGAAAGACAGACUAAAGACCCCAGAGUGGUGAUGACUCUAUUAAGCCCUUACAUCUCUGUCUGUCUCUCCUCCUCUCUCACUCUCUUUCUUCUUCUUUGUUUCUCUCUAUCUUUCUCCCUCUCUCCCUCUAUUUCUGUCUUUUUAUAUAUCUCUCUCCAGUAAGGAAGAUCUGCUUUCGAUAUCUCACCGUCCAGACAUGGCUGGGUUAUGCUAAGUAGUAAUGGUUGAAUGCUAGCCCGGGAAUGCACUACAGAUUGAUAAAUGAAGACUAUAAUUAAAGUUUAAA
Messenger RNA from Osmerus eperlanus (European smelt), 4942 nucleotides. It is a transcript of the gene ttc9b, whose product is annotated as tetratricopeptide repeat domain 9B. NCBI's taxonomy places the organism in Eukaryota, Metazoa, Chordata, Actinopteri, Osmeriformes, Osmeridae. Gene Ontology annotation, molecular function: protein binding. The record is from RefSeq and is a predicted model, not a curated record.